GGCCAUCCAACUCUAAAGGGAGAGCCAGAUUUGCCUACGGGUUAAUGUCUUUUAUGUAAAGUAGACGAGUAGUUUCAGAACGUUCAGUACAAGUGAUACAGCAGCUGUGUAUACAGUCAUUCCGUGAAUACGUGUAAUACGUAAUUUGUAUAUAGGCUUACAUGUUACGUGGUCCAUAAACAAAUAUAGAUGAUUAGCUAGACGGGGUGUCAGUGACACAUUAUAGUCUUGGUGGUCUGUCAACGAGUAUUAAGGGGAAUCAUCGUUUGCUGCUGUAACAUCUUGCGGUUAUAGUUUCACUUUCUUAUUUUUAUGAACUAUACCAACCAUACUUUAAGGGGUAUGAAGGAUCUUGCGACAAUGCCACACAUUUUUUUGAUACAGACCUGAAGAUCUGCUGUGACAAGUGCCGUCCUGGGUUUCAUAUGAAGGAAAAAUGCUCCCAGCUGUCUGCUACGUUCUGUGUGGCUUGUCCUGAAGGACUGUGGUCACAGGGAUACAGCUACAAUAGCAACUGCCGCAGAUGCACUAAGUGUCCGAAUGACAAAGGCUUGGAGUUUGGUCAGAUAUGCUCAAAAACCGAAGAUGCGAAGUGUGUCUGCCAGCCUGGAAAGUACUGCAGAUUUGAAUUCAAUGAGUGUAAAGAGUGCAGAACAUACAAGUCCUGCCCCAAGGGUCAGGGGGUCAUCACAGCAGGGACGGCUACUUCAAAUGUGAGGUGUGGUCCCUGUCCUCAAGGGACCUUUUCUGAUCAGUUGUCUAGCACGCAGGAGUGCAAAGCACACUCAAAGUGUAGAUCAGAGGACAUCAAGCAGAAUGGCAGCUCUAACUCAGACACUGUGUGCAAGACUCCUGUCCCUUCUGAUCCGCCAUCCGACUCAGCGCCUAUACAGAAGCCGACCACCCAGUCAAUCUUUGACUUCACAUCAUCAGCUGUUACACCGACAGCAGACUUUUCCACGACAACAGGAACACCACGUGUAGUCCCACUGCCCUCUAGUGGUAACCAAAGCCCAACUCAUCCGAUGGGUUCUCAGACCCAAAGCACAAAACUACAUAAUGAAGAGCCUGCAUGGCUAUGGCCAGUUGCUGUAUUCGCUGCAACUUUUGCAGCUGUUGCAGCUGUUGUGAUUGUUGUCUAUCGGCAUCUUAAAAAGAAGAGAGGUUUGUCCGAAAAGAAAGCUAAAGUUGGAAAUGGCUAUACAAUACAAGCUCUCCUCCCUCCUGAGCCCAGCCGUCCAGAUCACCAGCUCCUCCUGAGCCACGGUGAUGUGACUGACCCCCCCGUCUCUUCGUCAGAGAGACAAACCCCCAGCUCCAGAUCCUCAUCUAGGCCUAAUCCUGGCCCCGCUGGGCUCUCCAGCUGCUACAUGAACCAGGGCGACUUCUGUGGGGAUCAUCCCCAGAGUCCUAUCACUCAACAGGUUGUCAAUGUCAACGUCAACAUCACGGCCUGUGCCGUGCCUGUCAGUCCCACUAGUACUAGCACACCCCGGCCCAACGAACGUCCAGCGGAGUCAGACAGCGAGCUGCCCCUGUCCCAGGAGGAGGUGCACAUCUCUUGCCCAGAUGAGCAAGGCAAGGACCAUCACACGGCUGUCCCAGAGACAGGCGAGUUUGUAUGCUAACGGAUUGGAACUUGGAAAACAGUGUUCAGUGCCCCAAAGACUUGAGAGUAAAUUGAAGAAAGUGGGUCUCCCGGUCUCCGUGAGGGACUCCGAGGGGGCACAGUGAGGUGGUGCUCUGACACGCGUUCCUCAGAUAGGAGCUUAUUUUGGGGUGGGCCGGACUUGUUCCACAGUAUGCAGUUCUGAGAGUUAAGGCCAGUGUUUUAAUGCUGUACACGUUUCGAUUUAAGGGAAUUUUUUUAUGUUUUGAAUAUAUUUUUAUAAAAAAAUGUCUGUCAUAUCUAUUAAACUGGUUUUGUCAGUGAUGGCCAUUCAUCAAUUAUCUUUUGUACUUUUGGAAAACUACAUGUUAGAAUACUGCGUACUGUACUGAAAUUACUGAUUCACCUUUUCACCACAUUUUGCAUUUUGAAUUGUAGUGUGGUGCCACCUAGUGGUGACAAUAUUUACAAGUCAAACUAAACUUUUUACCUUGGGUUUUCCCUUCACGGUUUUAGGAAACACCCAUGCUACUGCUGAUGAUGCUAUACAAAAUGUACAAAUAAUGCCCCUAUUAUCAGCCACCACUGAAUUUAGAAUACAAUAGAACAUAUUUACCCUGCACCAAAAAAAGUUCCAACUUUGCUGUGGUGGAAAACAGGUUCUCAGUAUUUGAGAUAGGUGAACAAAUGAGACAUUUGGAAUUCCAAUGUUAUGGGCAUCACCAAUAAUCAAAGAUAAUUUGCAGUUAAAAAAAAAACAUUUUAAAUGGGUGGAAAUGAGCUUUGUGUGAUUAGGACCAUAAAUGAUUCUUGAUGAGGCUGGACUUCUAGUUAUGGAUGGAUUCUAUAUACAUAUGUACGUAGCUGUUUCACAUAGAUAAUUGUACGUAAAUAACAAUACUUUGAGAACA
Clupea harengus (Atlantic herring) is the source of this 2520-nucleotide messenger RNA. RefSeq names its product tumor necrosis factor receptor superfamily, member 1B (gene tnfrsf1b). Gene Ontology annotation, molecular function: protein binding. NCBI's taxonomy places the organism in Eukaryota, Metazoa, Chordata, Actinopteri, Clupeiformes, Clupeidae. The record is from RefSeq and is a predicted model, not a curated record.